AUAGGAUUUGCAUAUAAACACUAUGUACAGACUAGUGUUUUCAGGGUACGAGAGCCACCGAAGCCGUCGACGUCAACAAACCCGUCGAAGCGGCACCGCGAGCGGCUGAACGGCGAGCUGGAGACCGUGGCCGCGCUGCUACCGUACGACGCAGCCACCAUCAGCCGCCUGGACAAGCUGAGUGUGCUGCGCCUGGCCGUCAGCUACCUCGAAGUGAAGGCGCACUUCCACGCGUGUCUUACCUCAUCGCCUUUCAUCUGUGAGUUACCGCUCGCCACUCAUUCUUAUGCCUAUUGCCCACAAUCGUUGUCAUUCUCCGCAGUACCAACCGUAUACCAUUCACAGGCAUCACAAGCGCUCGUCGAUCCGAGUGAGUCCGACUUCGAGACCAUUGCUUUAAAGUCACUAGGCGGAUUUCUGCUAAUCGUCAAUGACAAUGGUGAGAUCUACUACGCAUCGGAGAACAUCGAGAACUUUCUGGGAUUUCAUCAGUCGGACGUGCUCCAUCAGUCACUGUAUGAUUUGAUCCACUCAGAGGACCGCGAUGACAUACGACAGCAACUGAACCCCGCCUACUCGUUGCCUCCUGGAAGCAACAACCCGCAUGACCUCUACGAGCAGGGUAAGCUGCACAACAAAAAAACACCUCUGUUGCUUUUCAAUUGCUAUUACGACACGAAGCGCGUUCGAUUUCCUAAAAAAAUGAGCGAUCGCUACUUUUUAGAGAACGCCCAGCAUCUUGAACGGAAUGUAAACGCUCGCUUUCGUUGCCUCUUAGACAAUACCUGUGGGUUUUUGCGAAUAGACAUGAGGGGUAAGUUAAUGUCACUACACGGCCUUCCUUCUUCGUAUGUUCUGGGAAGGAGCAAUCCCGGACUUGUGAUGGGACUCAUUACCGUCUGCACGCCGUUUGUCCCUCCAUCAUCCACGGAUAUUCUAGCAGAAGACCAAAUUCUCAAGACGAAACAUCAGUUGGACGGCACUCUUGUCUCAAUGGAUGAGAAGGUUCAUGCCAUGCUUGAAUUAUCAGAAAGCGAACUGCCAAUCUCCUUCUACAGCCUCGUGAACGUCGAAGACGCCAUUUGUCUAGCAGAAGCUCAUAAAGAAGGUGAGCUUUCAUCCUCACUUACGUACAAACCACUUACGCUAGCGUUCUUUGGAUAUUGUCAGGAAGUUAUAAAAAAUGGAUCGUCCGGACUGUUGAUUUACCGACUGGUGAGCACGAAGACGUUCCGCACGUACUUUGUGCAGAGCAGUUGUCGAAUGUUCUACAAGAACGGCAAGCCGGAAUCGAUCGGCCUCACUCAUCGACUGCUUAACGAAGUGGAGGGCACGAUGCUUUUGGAGAAGCGCUCUUCACUGAAGGCGAAGCUGCUCUCGUUCGACGACUCCUUUCUGCAGUCACCACGGAAUCUCCAAUCGACGGCUGCCCUUCCAUUGCCUACGAGCAGGGAGGACACCGGUGGGGAGAGGUGCGAUUCUUUACUCAUCUCGUUUGCUAUUAGAUGA
Molecule: messenger RNA, 1509 nt
Organism: Angiostrongylus costaricensis
Lineage: Eukaryota; Metazoa; Nematoda; Chromadorea; Rhabditida; Metastrongylidae
Source: the annotation of a GenBank genome assembly